GUAUUUUCUCGCGCAACUCUCUCGCUGUCGUUUCACUCCGAGUCGUCGUGCGCGUGGUGCACGCUGGCAGUGCUUUCUCGUCUCCUCUCGCCCGCGGUAGUCAUCGGCCAAUUGAGCUUAAUUGAGACGCUCGCUCUCUACGUCUCCGUGACUCAGCCGCGACGGCCGAGCGGUCUUUCCUUCACCGACGCGCUUGUACCGCUGAUUCAGCGGUGAGCUAAGGGCGCAGCAUGUGGGGCUGAGAGUCAUGAGCGUCACGGGGCUGCCGCCGCCACUGCUGCUGCUUCUGCUGCUGCCGCCGCUGCUGUUCUGCGACGCCGUGAGCGUGGUGGACCACCACCCAGACGACGAGUACGUCGUCGAGCAUGAGGUCAGCUAUCAGCAGGCCGUGAAGCGAGCGAGGAGCCUCGAGCUCUAUCCAGGUCCGAUACCGGGCUGCAAGCCCUGCACCAGCGACGAGAUGAGCUACUGCGCGGACCAGCGCGUCAUCGACGAUCACUGCUGCUGCGACAACGGCUACAACGAAGUGCUUGAUUUCGUGGAGCACACGUGCCUCGUGGGUCCGGAAGCCUGCCAAGUGAAGGCGGGCGACUGCGCCGAGUACUCCCGGUUGCGCGAGUGCUGCUGCCACACGUAUCUGGCUUCCUUAUGGAAAUACAAGGCGGGCGGAGCGAGCGGCACCCAAGUGACGAUCUGCCUGCUGGCGUCGCUGCCCGUCGCCCUCGGGGCCGUUCGAUGACAUCCGCACCGAGGUGUCGAGCCAGUGGACUGAUCUCGCCGCUGAAAGAGCCGCGGAGAAGCGGCAGAGAUCUACGUUGCCGAGCCGCGGCGCGUUACGCAAAAGCUCUCGACACGCAAAGUCGCCGCAACCCAUUGUCAUCGUACCGUUUUAUUGCCUCAGCCGUAGCCAAGGCACCAAGGCUCUUGUCUUUUAUUCUCUCUAUUUCGCGUGUUUUAUUGGAAGAUUGGAUGGCCGCGGUACGAGAGGAUGCUUGUUUUGUUGUUUACGCGCGACGACCCGCAAGCCGAAAACUACUAUCUGCGGUCUUUCGCGUCCUUCGUGUACAUAUAUACCUUUGACAGGACUGCUACACGAUUCAAUGCCUAUUUUUAAGGGAACGAUUGAUUUCGAUGUUUCUCGUGCCUCCCAAUGCAUCGGUUGUCAGCCGAGCGUUCGGUCGACGAAGCACUCUUUUUUUAUUUUUUCUUGUUUUACGAAUACGAAAUGAAAAAUAAUCGUUGCCUUCGCGAAGAUUAACUGCAUGCAAUUGCGUAAAGCCGACACUUUUGUUUCAGUAUGCCAUCUUCUCUGCAUUCAAUUUAGUAUCGCAUGACAAGCAAAAGUGACGACGAUUAAAUUUCCGAAAGAAAAUGAAAAUUUUACUUUGAACACAAUGUAAUUUUUAAUUGGCAGCCCCAUGUCAUCCACGUGUGAACGCUUCAUUGUUUCAUCGAGAACCGUUCUCGCAAUAAUAUUUCAGAAACACGCUAAAUUUGGAGAAAUUUCACUUAUUUAUUUUACUAGGCUCCAAUGUUUUAUCUUCAUUAUAGCUAUUGUUGAAUGCAGACAAACGCGUCACGAGUCGCGUUCGUAAUCGAAAAAUGUUCCAUCGCGACUUCAAAACAAUAAUUAUUUGUUGACAAGCGCGUGGAACUCACUCGCUCAUUCAUGAGAAAAUUUAAUGGUUUACGAUUCGUUCAACUUGCUGCCAUAAUAACCAUCGAUCUUCGUUAGUAUUACAUGACCAGCUAGGACAGUCCUUAGUUUUAUCUCUUAAUUUUUUAAUCAAUGUAUGUAAAGUUGUAAAAAUAAUUGUUUAUUAUUUGAUGAAAAAUAUCUCUUAACGCGUCUGAAAACAAACAUUAUAAUCUCAAAAAAGAUUUCUAUCAAGUUUUCAAUAAAAAAGUACCACGAAAAAUAA
Molecule: messenger RNA, 1922 nt
Organism: Phymastichus coffea
Lineage: Eukaryota; Metazoa; Arthropoda; Insecta; Hymenoptera; Eulophidae
Exons: 5
Coding region: 248-739 (163 amino acids)
Source: RefSeq, a predicted model, not a curated record